AUGAUUGCCAAAGUUCAGCGCGUCGUUAUCAUCGGAGCAGGCAUCGUUGGCGUCAAUGUCGCCGAUGAGCUCGUCUCAAGAGGAUGGUCCGACAUCACUGUCGUCGAACAGGGUCCCCUGGACCUACCCGGGGGCUCAACGUCGCACGCUCCCGGGCUUGUCUUCCAGACGAACCCGUCCAAAAUGAUGACAUUGUUUGCGAAAUAUACUGUUGAAAAGUUCCUGUCACUGGAAAAGGAUGGCGAGAGCUGUUUCAACCAAGUUGGAGGUCUUGAGGUCGCAACCACACCUGAACGGCUCGAAGAGCUGAAGCGAAAGCACGGUUAUGGAUCAUCCUGGGGUGUUGAGUCACAUCUCCUCAGCGCCGAUGAGUGUGCCCAAAAGUAUCCAGAGAUCAACAAAGAUCUUAUUCUCGGUGGUCUUCACAUUCCAAGCGAUGGCUUGGCAAAGGCAGCUCGCGCUGUCCAGCUUCUAAUUGAACGCACUCGGAAAGCCGGAGUUCGCUAUGUCGACCUGACCCCUGUCACCGGGAUCGAAAAGGCAUCUGGUCACGUGAUUGGUGUGACGACACCGACGGGGACGAUUCCCGCUGACAUUGUUAUAUCCUGUGGAGGUUUCUGGGGUGUGGAACUAGGAGCGAUGGUCGGAUUGUCGAUACCUCUUCUCCCCCUCGCCCACCAAUAUGUUAAAACCACUGCCGUUGAGUCUUUGGCCAAGAACAACCCAUUGCCUAACGCAGCAACUCUACCUAUUCUCCGCUACCAAGAUCAAGACUUGUACUACCGCGAGCAUGGAGACCACUAUGGCAUCGGCUACUAUGGCCAUAAACCUAUGCCAGUUGUUGCCGGCUCACUUGGCGCAACUCCGAAGGAGGUCAGCGAAAAGAGCAUGCCUUCCCGACUCGCAUUUACCCCUGAAGAUUUCGCUCCAGCAUGGGAGCUCACUCAAGAAAUCUUGCCUGCUUUAAAAAAAACAGAAAUUGCUGACGGCUUCAACGGCAUUUUCUCAUUUACUCCAGACGGUGGCCCGAUAGUGGGAUAUCACCCUACUCUUGAUGGAUACUACGUUGCGGAAGCAGUAUGGGUUACGCAUUCUGCUGGAGUUGCGCGAGCUGUUGCAGAAGUCCUGACCGAGGGAAGAUCGAAGAUCGACCUUGCCGAAGCAGAACUGACCCGCUUCGAAGAAGUUCAGCUGACACGGUCAUAUAUCAAUGAAACAUCCGCACAAAAUUUCGUGGAGGUUUAUGACAUACUACACCCUCUUCAACCGAAAGACUCGCCCCGCAACAUUCGAGUGAGUGCGUUCCACGCAAGACAAAAGGAACUCGGCGCAUAUUUCCUUGAAGGUGGUUCUUGGGAACGGCCGUAUUGGUAUGAAGCAAACAAAGACCUAGUAAAAGAGUUGCCGGCAGACUGGCAGCCAUUGGACCGCGAUACUUGGUCGUCGCGGUUUUACUCACCAAUUGCGGCAGCAGAAGCAUGGAAGACGAGAACCUCAGUGGCAGUUUACGAUAUGACUCCACUUCGUCGUCUUGAGGUUUCCGGUCCUGGUGCUGUUGAUUUGUUGCAAAGACUCAGCACAGGUGACGUCGGCAAGAAGCCGGGUGCAGUUACCUAUACUCUAUGGCUUGAUGAGAGUGGCGGUGUCCGCAGCGAUGUUACAGUUGCUCGACUCGAGGAUGAAGUUUUCCAGGUGGGCUGCAAUGGUCCAGUGGAUUUGGCAUAUGUCAACCGAGAAGCACGCCACCAAAUGCUGCAAGCUCCUCAUAAAUGGAUACAUGUACGUGAUAUCACGAGCGGUACCUGCUGUGUGGGCUUGUGGGGACCUCGCGCCAGAGAUCUUAUCAGCACCAUCACUCCAGAUGAUUUCUCCAACAAGGCACUGAGGUAUUUCCGUUGCAAGAAGGCAAGCAUUGCCGGUAUUCCAGUGACAGCUAUGAGAUUGUCAUACGUCGGAGAGCUCGGCUGGGAAAUUUACACUACUGCCGACAGGGGCCAAGCUCUCUGGGAUGCCAUCUGGAAAGCUGGUCAACCAUAUGGCAUCAUUGCCGGCGGACGACAUGCCUUCAACUCUUUGCGACUGGAGAAGGGCUACCGCUCUUGGGGCACGGACAUGAACACGGAACAUGACCCAGUCUCAGCAGGCGUUGGCUUCGCUGUCAAGGCAGACAAGGAAGGCUUUGUCGGUCAAGCGGCAUUGGCUACUCGCGAGAAGGGAACCCAGCGACUAGGCUGCAUCACUCUUAAUGAUACUAGUUCGAUCAUACUUGGCAAAGAGCCAGUGUUUCACGACGGCAAAGCCAUUGGCUAUGUUACUAGUGCUGCCUUCGGGUACACAAUCGGCAAGUCUCUUGCAUACGCUUGGCUACCUGCUACUAUUGAGGUGGGUGAGACUGUGGAAGUCGAAUACUUUGGGAAGAAGUAUCCUGCUACCGUCAGGGCUGAACCCAUGUACGACCCCAAGAUGACACGUCUGCGCGAUGUUCCUUCGGAUGUUGAUGUCUUAGCCUCAGCUAGACUGAGCUAG
This is a messenger RNA of Exophiala bonariae, 2526 nucleotides long. RefSeq lists its product as uncharacterized. The transcript has a single exon. NCBI's taxonomy places the organism in Eukaryota, Fungi, Ascomycota, Eurotiomycetes, Chaetothyriales, Herpotrichiellaceae. Gene Ontology annotation, cellular component: mitochondrion. Gene Ontology annotation, molecular function: protein binding; oxidoreductase activity. Bases 1 to 2526 code for a protein of 841 amino acids. The record is from RefSeq and is a predicted model, not a curated record.